AUGACCAGCGAUCUUCGCCAGCCAGAGUUUCUGCAGCAGACGGGCGCGCUCGAGCUGCAUGAAGCCCUGCCGGAGCAGCUGCGGACGGAGCAGGCGCUGCCGGCCGACAUCGCCAACCUGCUGGUUGCUCUGUUCGUCGGGCCUUACAUCACGCCCAUGCUGGCACAAGGAAUCUCGGCGCUCUGUCUGAACCACAGCUGGCCGUACGCCACCAGCAUCCUCUCCAACAUCUCCUGGGCGCUGAUGAUGUUCGACACAGAUGGGAAGGUACCCGACGGCGUACUGAGCAACCUGAACUACAUGGGCAACUGGGACGAGUGUCUGAGUGUGCAGGCGAGUUUCCACGAUGUUGAUGGACUCAUCCCCCCGAAAGGAAGAAAAUACUGGUGGAAGAACCCUGUGUACAUCAACAAUCUGUACGAGUCAGACAAUAUGUGCCUGGGUCAGACAUGGUACCUUGCUAAUGACAUGCAGAUAUUUGUCUUGUCGCCCAUUGUCCCGUUGCCGCUGUACAUUUACCCGACCAUCGGUCAAAUCUGGCUCAUAUUUCUUAUCGGGCUUAACAUGUUCAUCACCGGCUACGUCACCGACUACAACGGCCUGGGCCCGAGCGGAGGCGACGUGUCGUUACGCUACUUCGUGCCCUCGUGUCGCUACGGCAUGUACCUGAUGGACGUGUGCACCGGCUGGUUCCUGCACCGGCGCCGUGGCAGACGACUGCACAUGACGUUGCCUGUUGCGCUGGCCAGCUGGCUGGUCGCGGCGCUCACCGCCUGCCUCGUCGUCUACGGUCUGUACGAUUACUCGACGGCCGUCGUGUUCUCGCUCGCAUUCGAGGCUCCGAUGAUGGCCUUAGAAAAUAUCAUCUUUGCCAAUGUCGGCGCCGUCGUUCCGAAGCCGAUGGCACCGCCUGCGCAUGCGCAGGAGCCGAACGGUACCAGCAAACAGGCGUCAUCAUGA
Pollicipes pollicipes is the source of this 960-nucleotide messenger RNA. RefSeq names its product O-acyltransferase like protein-like. NCBI's taxonomy places the organism in Eukaryota, Metazoa, Arthropoda, Thecostraca, Pollicipedomorpha, Pollicipedidae. The transcript has 4 exons. Bases 1 to 960 code for a protein of 319 amino acids. The record is from RefSeq and is a predicted model, not a curated record.